This is a messenger RNA of Juglans regia (Persian walnut), 1967 nucleotides long. RefSeq lists its product as uncharacterized. Gene Ontology annotation, cellular component: membrane. The record is from RefSeq and is a predicted model, not a curated record. NCBI's taxonomy places the organism in Eukaryota, Viridiplantae, Streptophyta, Magnoliopsida, Fagales, Juglandaceae. The transcript has 9 exons. The coding region runs from base 367 to 1413 and encodes 348 amino acids.
GGUCCGGUCUCUCACUGUCUGGUUUGCUGCUUCCAUCGAGAAAUUGCUUCCUUCUCCCAAGUCCCACCCUUCCAAGACUAUUCAAGAUAAAACUAUAAUCCUCAUUAAAACAUGGAAGGUGAAUUACACCUUCUCCACUGCAUCUUCUCAAAUCCAAGAUGCAAGUCUAUCUUGCAUAAUACUAGUUAUUAAACUAUUGCCUUGAUAAAAGAAAAAAGAAAAAAGUAAUCGUACCAAAGCUCUCCCUUUCGCUCGCUAGCAGCAAUGGAAGAAGCAAAGCAUCUUCUUUUACACUGAUGCCUCUGUCUGCAUUUUUCAGUUAGCGAAACCUCUCUCCAUAUGGCUCUGUGAAUUAAACUAGCAAAUAUGAUGACCAGUGGAGCAAGUGGUAAUGGUAUUUUUAGUUUCCUACCAGGCUCCUCCACCCAUACUUGGCAGCCUGUCAUGACUAGUGAUGAUACAACCACUCCAAGUUAUUGGUUGAACUGGAGAUUCUUCCUCUGCUCACUAUGGAUUCUUACUGCAAUGGUUCUGGCAACGAUUCUAAUAUGGAAAUAUGAAGGUUUCAACAAAUCAAGAUCUGACAGGAGAGAGAACCAACGAGAAACAGUGUGGUCUUUGUAUGAAGAUGAAACCUGGAAGACGUGUCUCAAAGGAAUCCAUCCUGCCUGGCUGCUUGCUUACAGAAUGAUGUCAUUUGUUCUGCUUCUGGCAUUGCUUAUUGCUGAUGUUGCUGUUGCUGGAGGUGGCAUUUUCUACUUUUAUACUCAGUGGACAUUUGUUUUGGUCACGAUCUAUUUUGGGCUCGGGUCUUCACUCUCCAUUUAUGGAUGUUGCAAGCACAACAAAGUUGAUGGAAAUGCGGUUUAUCAAGCAAAUUUAGAUGCAGAACAAGGAUCCUAUAUAGCUCCCACACUAGGGGAGAGCUUAGAUAUGUCCAUUAUGUCCAAGACUUCAUAUACUCAUGAAGAACCUCAUGCUCACCAUACUGCAGGUGUAUGGGGGUAUAUCUUUCAAAUAAUUUUUCAGAUGUGUGCCGGUGCUGUGACGCUCACUGAUUGCAUAUUUUGGCUCAUUCUUUAUCCCUUUCUAACUGCCAAAGAAUAUGAUCUGGAUUUUUACAUUGUUAGUAUGCACUCAAUCAAUGCCAUUCUCCUCCUUGGUGACACAGUUCUAAAUUGCUUGCGAUUUCCAAUGUUUCGGAUUGCAUACUUUAUGCUAUGGACAGCUAUAUUUGUCAUUUUUCAAUGGGUCAUCCAUGCUUGCGUUUCCAUCUGGUGGCCAUAUCCAUUUCUUGACUUGUCAUCUCCUUAUUCACCCUUAUGGUACCUUGGAGUGGGUUUGAUGCAUAUACCGUGCUAUGGCAUCUUUGCUUUAAUCAUUAGGUCAAAGCACAUACUGCUGUCAAAAUGAUUCCCCUAUUCUUCUCGGACCCUUAGGUGAGGAAGUAGAUCAGGCUUUACACUGCCCUCAAUUGACCAUGUCACUAGUGCCCUAGUUAACCAUAGAACAAGGGCCAACACCACUAAGUCACACCAUUUCAUUGGUAGUUCCAGCUUCUUACUCUGAAUGAGUUUCUGCAGAGGUUACAUCUGGAAACUAUGGGAAAGAAAUUGGUACAUAAUUUGUUGACAGCUGGUGGGCCUUAUUUUUUUUCCCGGAUACAGUUCAUCAGGCAUCCUGUGUUUUGUCUCCACCAGAAGGGUAAUUGUGCUAAAUAUGUCUGUGCUUGCAUAAAUUAUCACCAAGUCAUUGUAAAUUUUUUACUUUAACUCAAUUGGUUUUUCCUUGCAAGUUGUGAACGCUUAUUUUGAAUCAAAAUGUGGGUUUUUUUAAACUGAAUUCUACAAGUUUUCUUGGGCACAAGGACUGAAACUUCUCCAUGAAGCUAUUCAUGCCCUUUCAUACUUCAGUUAUAAAUGAUUCAUGAUCUAUUCAUGCACUUCUCUAUAUGAUUCAUAAGCGAA